AUGUUACCAAACCCUACUGAUAUUGGCCAUUUUAGCCAUCUAAGUCAGUUGCUUGAUGCAGCAAAAAAAUGUAUUGUUGAAUAUGGACCAUGCCAACCUAAAGAACCAUUCUAUAGAUAUUCAUAUAAUCGUGUAUCUAAUUUAUCGUUCAAUGAGAUAUAUUAUUAUUCUGGGUCAUCAAUGUCUGGUGGAAAGACAAUUAGACUAUGGUUGAGUUAUUCGAUUAUUCAUCAAGUUGCAUAUUACCAUCCAUGUACUCUGUUCGGGAAUAGAUUAAAAAAUAUACAAACGUCAUGGAUUGACGGAUUUGAUGACUGGGAUCACAUAACGAUUGCUAUGAACCGUCAUGAAAGUUCUACACUUCAUCUUGUUUCAUGUAAAGCUUAUAAUAUGUAUCAUAAAAAUUUAAGUAUAGACUGUCAAAUAAAAACGCAAGACGCUUCUGAAUCUGAAUAUUGGACCGUAGUUUUGACACGUAUAAUAGAUAUAUCGAUUACAUUAGGUGGCCAAAAUUUGUCUUUUAGGGGCCAUAGAGAAGAUGCUAACUUCAAAAAUAAUGGAAAUUUUAUGGCUUUAAUAAGACUUUUAGCCAAAUAUGAUCCAAUAUUGGCAACACUUCUAGAGAAGCCAAAGGGAAGCAUAAAAUAUCUUAGCCACCAAAUUCAAAAUCAAAUAAUUGCAUUAAUAGAAAGUGAAAUAAAGAAAAAUAUAAUAUCUGAUGUUACCUCCGCGCCAUUUUUUUCCUUAAUUCUAGAUUCAACACAAGAUAUAAGCAAGAAUCAUGAAUUUUCAUAA
Molecule: messenger RNA, 795 nt
Organism: Daktulosphaira vitifoliae (grape phylloxera)
Lineage: Eukaryota; Metazoa; Arthropoda; Insecta; Hemiptera; Phylloxeridae
Exons: 2
Coding region: 1-795 (264 amino acids)
Source: RefSeq, a predicted model, not a curated record